AUGGCCAGUUCUUCCAGUAAAAGGACCAUAGUCAUUGCGGUGGACUUUGGCACCACCUACUCUGGGAUAGCCUGGGCUCAAAUGAGUAACCCUGAUAAUCACCACAUAAUCACGGAAUGGCCGCAAUAUGGCUCUGACUCAUGUGGUGGAUUGACCAGCGAAAAAGUACCCAGCGAAGUCAGGUAUGAUUAUCCUCAGCACGGGAAGAAGAAAUGUCUAUGGGGCUUUCAAAUCCUGGAUGAAACGCCACGGAUUCAGUGGUUCAAACUCGAACUUGUUCCUGAUCUUGAUCUUGGGGAAGGAUCAAGACCGUCUUCGACACACAGUGAUUGCCGCCGAAUGCCUAUUCCCUGCUUUUCAUCACCUGAGAAGGUCGUUACAGACUACCUUCGUUCCCUACGUAAACAUGCAGUUAAAAUUUUGAAAUUGAGACUUGGUAGCUCAGUGGACAGUACAAACCUCGAAUUUGUUAUCACAGUCCCAGCAAUGUGGCCAGAUAAAGCGAAAAUGUCAACGCUCUCGUGCGCAGAAAAAGCGGGCUUUGGAGACAUGUCUACGAUACACAUUAUAUCUGAGCCUGAAGCUGCCGCCAUACAUUCGCUACGUGCUCCUGGACACCCUUUGGCGGAUAUUGGAGAUACGUUUGUCCUCUGUGAUGCGGGUGGCGGCACAGUAGAUCUUAUUACGUUCAUGAUUACUGGGCUUGAACCCUAUCUGCGUCUAAGAGAAGAAGCUCCGGGUACUGGAUCCAUGUGUGGCAGCACGUUUCUCAAUAGGAGCUUCGAAAAGUUGCUGGACGAUCGCUUUUCCCAGCUCCCGGGAUGGGGCAGGGACACGCUAGACGAGGCAAUGCAGCGUUUUGAAAGUGUCGUGAAAAGAACAUUCGAGGGAAGCACUGAUCACGACUUUAUGUUUCCUGUGCCAGGUAUAGCAGACGACCCGGAACUCGGGGUCCGUCGCGGCCGAAUUCGCGUUACUGGAAAAGAGAUGCAAAAACUAUUCUUACCUACUAUACGAGAUAUUGAGAAACUUGUCCGUGAGCAAAUCCAGACUUCUCGUGCAGAGGUGAAAGCAGUUUUGUUGGUUGGAGGGUUUGGACAGAGUCCAUACCUUCGCAAACAUCUUCGUGACUGCUUCUCUCCAGGCGUGCAAGUGAUAGCACCAGUCGACGGCUGGACUGCUGUCGUUAGGGGCGCGUUGGCAAAGACUCUUGGGGAUAUUUCCGACACAACGGCAAAGACUUUCAUAGAAUCCCGCAAGGCCAGGGAAAAUUAUGGGACAACGUACCAGACCGAAUUCAUUCAUGGGGUGCAUGAUGAGAAGAAGAAAUACUGGAGUUACUUUUAUGGUGAGUAUUAUAUUGAUGUUAUGAGAUGGUUUGUUCGCAAGGGGGAUGACAUGGAAGAAGCGAAGGCCAUCAAAACAACAUGGAUCAAACGUAGACGGGUCAAAGAUGGCGCUUUCGACUCAAUUAGGGUCAGCCUAUACAAAGUGAAUACUGCUAUAGGUGAAAAGCCACCUUUGUAUUUCAAUCGCCGCGUGAAGCAACAUGCCACAUUGAACCCAAGUCUCGGUGUCAUUGAAAAGGAACGCAUCCCAAUUGAACGCGGUGCAGACAAUGAGCUAUACUACGUCGUCCAAUACGAAAUCCACGCGGUGUAUUAUUCCGCUCACUGUGUCUACACACUCUGGUAUGAAGGUCGCAACUAUGGAAGCGUCAAAGUGGACUACGUCUAA
Molecule: messenger RNA, 1737 nt
Organism: Aspergillus tubingensis
Lineage: Eukaryota; Fungi; Ascomycota; Eurotiomycetes; Eurotiales; Aspergillaceae
Product: Hsp70 family protein
Exons: 5
Coding region: 1-1737 (578 amino acids)
Molecular function (GO): ATP-dependent protein folding chaperone; ATP binding
Source: RefSeq, a predicted model, not a curated record